This is a messenger RNA of Galeopterus variegatus (Sunda flying lemur), 1674 nucleotides long. RefSeq names its product interferon regulatory factor 6. The coding region runs from base 84 to 1502 and encodes 472 amino acids. Lineage: Eukaryota; Metazoa; Chordata; Mammalia; Dermoptera; Cynocephalidae. Gene Ontology annotation, cellular component: nucleus. The transcript is spliced from 8 exons. The record is from RefSeq and is a predicted model, not a curated record. Gene Ontology annotation, biological process: immune system process; regulation of transcription by RNA polymerase II. Gene Ontology annotation, molecular function: protein binding; DNA-binding transcription factor activity, RNA polymerase II-specific; RNA polymerase II cis-regulatory region sequence-specific DNA binding.
UUUGGGUGGCCCAGAGAAAGGAAAUCUGCCUCGAAGCCUGGCCCUUCAGAUUCUCGUGGACACACUGCCUGCUCGUCCAUAUCAUGGCCCUUCACCCCCGCAGAGUCCGGCUGAAGCCCUGGCUGGUGGCCCAGGUGGAUAGUGGCCUGUACCCUGGGCUCAUCUGGCUACACAGGGACUCGAAACGCUUCCAGAUUCCCUGGAAACAUGCCACCCGACAUAGUCCCCAACAAGAAGAGGAAAAUACCAUUUUUAAGGCCUGGGCUGUAGAGACGGGAAAGUAUCAGGAAGGGGUAGAUGACCCUGACCCAGCUAAAUGGAAGGCCCAGCUCCGCUGUGCUCUCAAUAAAAGCAGAGAAUUCAACCUGAUGUACGAUGGCACCAAGGAGGUACCCAUGAACCCGGUGAAGAUAUAUCAAGUGUGUGACAUCCCUCAGCCCCAGGGCUCGAUCAUUAACCCAGGAUCCACCGGGUCUGCUCCAUGGGAUGAGAAGGAUAAUGAUGUGGAUGAAGAAGAUGAGGAAGAUGAGCUCGAUCAGUCACAGCACCAUGUUCCCAUCCAAGACACCUUCCCGUUCCUGAACAUCAACGGUUCUCCCAUGGCGCCAGCCAGUGUGGGCAGCUGCAGUGUAGGCAACUGUAGUGUGGGCAACUGCAGCCCUGAAGCAGUAUGGCCCAAAACAGAACCUCUGGAGAUGGAAGUGCCCCAGGCACCCAUACAGCCCUUCUAUAGCUCGCCAGAGCUGUGGAUCAGCUCUCUCCCAAUGACUGACCUGGACAUCAAGUUUCAGUACCGUGGGAAGGAGUAUGGGCAGACCAUGACCGUGAGCAACCCCCAAGGCUGCCGGCUCUUCUAUGGGGACCUGGGCCCCAUGCCUGACCAGGAGGAGCUCUUUGGUCCUGUCAGCCUGGAGCAGGUCAAAUUCCCAGGUCCAGAGCAUAUCACCAAUGAGAAGCAGAAGCUGUUCACCAGCAAGCUGCUGGACGUCAUGGACAGAGGACUGAUCCUGGAGGUCAGCGGUCAUGCCAUUUAUGCCAUCAGGCUGUGCCAGUGCAAGGUGUACUGGUCUGGGCCAUGUGCUCCAUCUCUUGCUGCCCCUAACCUGAUUGAGAGACAAAAGAAGGUCAAGCUAUUUUGUCUGGAAACAUUCCUUAGUGAUCUCAUUGCCCACCAGAAAGGACAGAUUGAGAAGCAGCCACCAUUUGAGAUCUACUUAUGCUUUGGGGAAGAAUGGCCAGAUGGGAAACCUCUGGAAAGGAAACUCAUCUUGGUUCAGGUCAUUCCAGUGGUGGCUCGGAUGAUCUACGAGAUGUUUUCUGGUGACUUCACACGAUCUUUUGACAGUGGCAGUGUCCGCCUGCAGAUCUCGACUCCAGACAUCAAAGAUAACAUCGUUGCUCAACUGAAGCAGCUAUACCGCAUCCUCCAAACCCAGGAAAGCUGGCAGCCCAUGCAGCCCACCCCCAGCAUGCAACUGCCCCCUGCCUUGCCAGCCCAGUAGUCACAAAUGCCAUCUUCUUCGUUUUCUUUUUUACAAUAUUGUACAUAUGGAUAUUUUUUAUUAUUCAGAUUUAACCAGCUUUUAAAUCUCUCUUCUUUCUAACAGUAUUAGAAGUCUAUGACUCUCCAAAUAUGCCUAGCUUUAAAAGUUGAUUUAAUUUAUGGAAAAAUCA